CAUUAUUCAAUUAAAUAAAGAAUACUACCUAAUAUCAAUUAUAAUUUAAUUUUAUGAAUAACAAUGUUGAAUGAAAUGGCUCCUUUCUUUUCAAGAGCUCUUUACAUUCAAGGGCCCAAAAAAUAAGAAUAAUUUGGAAGAAAAGAUAUCCAAGCCUUAAAAGAUUAAUAAGGAUUUAAAGAGAAAUAAAGAGGGAAGGAUUAAUAAGGUAGGAAUUAAUAGUAAAGCUAUAACAGAAAAUAUGAUGGAAAUUACAGAAAUAUGAAGAAAGAAAAUUAGGAAAUGCAGAUGUUGUAUUUUCCGAAAAAUGCUGAUAAUUAAAAUACUACAUAAUAAUAGCAAUAAUUCUCUUAUGAAUAUAAAUAUAAAACUCAAGAAUAAGAUGAAAAGAAUGAAGAUUAUUCACAAUAAAAUUAAGAGGAUUGAUCCUCUUAUUAAAAAAAAGU
This is a messenger RNA of Paramecium sonneborni, 446 nucleotides long. Lineage: Eukaryota; Ciliophora; Oligohymenophorea; Peniculida; Parameciidae. The record is from the annotation of a GenBank genome assembly.